Molecule: messenger RNA, 1117 nt
Organism: Triticum dicoccoides
Lineage: Eukaryota; Viridiplantae; Streptophyta; Magnoliopsida; Poales; Poaceae
Exons: 1
Coding region: 83-1117 (344 amino acids)
Biological process (GO): regulation of DNA-templated transcription
Molecular function (GO): double-stranded DNA binding
Source: RefSeq, a predicted model, not a curated record
AAGGCCGAAACUUUCUCUCUCGCCGCCGGCGCUGGUUCCCCAAUCCCCUCGCCGCCGGCGCCGCCACGCCGUCGCCUCCGCCAUGCUCCGCCUCCGGAGCUGCGUCCUCGCGCACCUGCUCUCCUCUCCCACCACCUCUCACGGCUCCACCUUCCGCUGUCUCCUCUCUGCCACCACCGCCGCGCCCGCCGUUUCCCCACCCACCGGAUUCGCCGUCGAGGAGUACCUGGUCGAUACCUGCGGUCUCACCCGAGCGCAGGCCCUCAAGGCCUCCGCCAAGCUCUCCCACCUCAAAUCCCCAUCCAAGCCAGACGCCGUCCUCGCCUUCCUCGCCGACCUUGGCCUCUCGACCACGGACGUCGCCACCGUCGUCGCGAGAGACCCCAAGUUCCUCUGCGCCGGCGUGGAGAGAACCCUGUCCCCAAUCAUCGAAGGGCUCGCCGGCCUUGGACUGUCGCGUUCUGAGAUCACGCGACUCGUCCCGCUCGCCGCCAACGACCACUUCCGCAGCAAACCCGUCGUCUCCAAGGUGCACUACUACCUGCGCCUCUUGGGCUCCUUCGAGGAAUUCCUUCGGGCAUUAAAGUGUAACCAACAUCUCCUCUCGCACAACCUCGAGAGGGUGGUCAAGCGGAAUGUCGGAUUACUGCAGGAGUGCACGCUAGGUGCUUGCGAUAUUGGCAAGCUUGCCAUCUCUAUGCCAAGGAUGCUCACCGCCAACGUGGAGCAAAUCCGGGCGAUGGUUGCCUCUGCUCAAGCUUUAGGUGUGCCUCAGGGCUCUGGGAUGUGCAGGCUAGCUCUGCGGUCUGUUGCAUUCGUCAGUGAGGAGAAGAUUGCUGCCAAAAUGGAAUACUUGAAGAAGACGUUUAGGUGGUCCGAUGCCGAGGUUGGCAUUGCUGUGUCAAAGGGUCCAUUUGUGCUGAUGUCGUCAAAGGACAUGCUGCACCGUAGGUCCGAGUUCCUUAUCUCUGAGGUGGGGUUGGAGCCGGCAUACAUUGCUCGCCACCCAUCGUUGCUCACAGUGGCGGAGCCAGGAAAAAUGUAUAACACGGGCCGACUGAAGGCAGCAACACUUUCGUACAAAUUUUUAAACAAAAAAACAGUGAAGCAGAUGUAA